Molecule: messenger RNA, 498 nt
Organism: Drosophila willistoni
Lineage: Eukaryota; Metazoa; Arthropoda; Insecta; Diptera; Drosophilidae
Exons: 3
Coding region: 1-498 (165 amino acids)
Source: RefSeq, a predicted model, not a curated record
AUGUUUCUCACUAAAGCUUUCGCAGCAAGAUUUAAGUUUACCAACACCCAGUGUGAAACUUAUAAUAAGACCUGGGUUACCAUCGAGCACUGUCGUCUACAUGCUAUAAGCCGCCAUAAGACAGUACUCAAUAUUAAUGCCACCUUCCACUAUCCGGCCACAAAUAUCAAAAUAAGACUUCAAGUUCUAAAGAAGGCUAAUGGUUAUAAGCCUUGGCUGAUCGAUGCCACUGUAGAUGCCUGUGCUUUUAUGCAAAAACCCAAUCAUCCAGUGGUAAAGAUGAUUUACAAUUGGAUCAAGAAUGUCUCUACAGUUAAUCACACUUGUCCCUAUAUGGGUCCACAACAGGUAAAGGAUUUUUAUUUAACACCACAGCAAAUGCCUUUGCCUUUGCCAACUGGUGAAUACGCUCUGUUUCUAACUUGGAUAUUUUCGAAUUUACCCCAAUUUACAACAAAUGUUUAUUUUACUUUUGUGGAGGAUUUGUUAAAGCAAUGA